AUGGUGCCUGUGGAUCCCGGCCUGGUAGCCAAGCUGGAGCCACUGGCUGUGCAGUGCGCCGUCCCCGUCAUGGCGGCGCUGGCUCGGGCGCUGAUGGGGCGGCUGGGCAUGACGGCGGCAGCAGCAGCGCGCUGCUUUGAACACAAGCAGGCAGCAGCCGGUUCACCCAGCUUCGAGGCAGCAAUUACGGUGCUGGCAGCGCUGCUGGCUGCCGGCGGCACGGCGGGCAAGCCUGGCGAGCAGGUGCUUAGGGAGGUGUUGACGAGGCACCCCUCCACAGUGCAACUGUUAAUGUCUGACAGGGAGCGGCUGCAGAGCACAAUCGGCCACCUGCUUCAGCUUGGGCUCAGCCAGCAGCAGUUUGUAGCAAGCCUGCACACCCGGGGGUGGACCCUGCUCACCCGGCCUCCUGAGCACCUAGCGGAGCUGGAGGCAGCGCUGCAGCAGGAGCUGGGCGGCGACCGCCAGCUGUGGCUCAAAAUGCUGCGGCUGCAUCGUCGCGCGGCUAGCGGCAGUGUGGACACCUUCCGUGAGCGAGCACAUGCGCUUGCUGUGGUGAGAUAG
Chlorella variabilis is the source of this 564-nucleotide messenger RNA. RefSeq lists its product as hypothetical. The record is from RefSeq and is a predicted model, not a curated record. The coding region runs from base 1 to 564 and encodes 187 amino acids. Lineage: Eukaryota; Viridiplantae; Chlorophyta; Trebouxiophyceae; Chlorellales; Chlorellaceae. The transcript is spliced from 2 exons.